Messenger RNA from Diceros bicornis minor, 3570 nucleotides. RefSeq names its product ELOVL fatty acid elongase 2 (gene ELOVL2). Gene Ontology annotation, biological process: fatty acid elongation, polyunsaturated fatty acid; very long-chain fatty acid biosynthetic process; fatty acid elongation, monounsaturated fatty acid. The transcript has 8 exons. The coding region runs from base 67 to 957 and encodes 296 amino acids. Gene Ontology annotation, molecular function: fatty acid elongase activity. The record is from RefSeq and is a predicted model, not a curated record. Gene Ontology annotation, cellular component: endoplasmic reticulum membrane; endoplasmic reticulum. NCBI's taxonomy places the organism in Eukaryota, Metazoa, Chordata, Mammalia, Perissodactyla, Rhinocerotidae.
GGGGCAGAGGGAAGCUGGGUACCCUGGACAGCGCAUCGCUGGCCGCCGGGGUCGCCGCCGCGGAUCAUGGAGCAUCUAAAGGCCUUUGAUGAUGAAAUCAAUGCUUUUUUGGACACUAUGUUUGGACCUCGAGAUUCUCGAGUCAGAGGAUGGUUCAUGUUGGACUCUUACCUUCCUACCUUUUUUCUUACUGUCAUAUAUCUGCUUUCAAUAUGGCUGGGUAACAAAUGUAUGAGGAACAGACCUGCUCUUUCCCUCAGGGGUACCCUCACGUUGUAUAAUCUCGGAAUCACUCUUCUCUCCCUAUAUAUGCUGGUAGAGCUUAUUCUCUCCAGUUGGGAAGGAGGCUACAACUUACAGUGUCAAGAUCUUGCCAGUGCAGGGGAAGCCGAUAUUCGGGUCGCCAAGGUGCUAUGGUGGUACUACUUCUCCAAAUUAAUAGAGUUCCUGGACACAAUUUUCUUUGUUUUGCGGAAAAAAACCGGUCAGAUUACUUUUCUUCAUGUAUACCAUCAUGCCUCUAUGUUCAACAUCUGGUGGUGUGUUUUGAACUGGAUACCUUGUGGGCAAAGUUUCUUUGGACCCACACUGAACAGUUUUAUCCACAUUCUCAUGUACUCCUACUACGGCCUUUCUGUGUUUCCCUCGAUGCACAAGUACCUUUGGUGGAAGAAGUACCUCACACAGGCUCAGCUGGUGCAGUUCGUGCUCACCAUCACGCACACCAUGAGUGCUGUCGUGAAACCGUGCGGCUUCCCCUUCGGCUGUCUCAUCUUCCAGUCUUCGUACAUGCUUACAUUAGUCAUCCUAUUUUUAAAUUUUUAUGUUCAGACAUACCGAAAAAAGCCAAUGAAGAAAGGUAUGGAAGAGCCACCUGCAGGAAAAGAAGUGAAGAAUGGUUUUUCCAAAGCCUACUUCACUGCAGCUAACGGAGUGAUAAACAAGAAAGCCCAGUAGACGUCGAGGAGCAGACAAAGCAUAUAGAAUAGCCUAACAGAUUCGCUUGUUCUAAAGCAAAGACUGAUUUGAAAGUUAUAUAUGUUUUAACAUAAACUAAUUUCUUUUGAGUUUAUAAAUCAUUUGUACCCGGAAUGUGUUAAUAUAUUGCUAUUAGGUUAAUCUGUUAACUGAAUGCUUCCGUCAGCAUUGAGGUGAGGCUGAACUCUGCAGACCUCAGAACCGGUGCAACUUCUCUCUCCUCCCCUCCUCCCUGGACUCAACCCUCCCCAGAAACUGUCGUCAUAACGCCUUAUACACAGACAAAGCCAGGAAACAUAGAAUGUUGUUUUUCACAGCAAGUCUUCAAAUAAAAAGUUAGAGUUUUCUUCAGAUUAAAAUGUUUAAAACAAAAUGUUAAUUGUCUUCUAAGUACAGGGUAUGUUCUAAUCUCUAUUAAGCAAUAAUUGUCAGUGCAUAAAGUAAUCAAUCAUCCAUUUGUUCCUUUAGGAAUCAACUCCAGAAAAUAUUAACAUGAGAUCAUAAAUGGGAGAUCUAGCAAAACUUUUCUCUCUUAAGUUAGAGUCUGUCUGUCAAAUUCCCACAACUACUCUUAAUUCGCAACUUAGUGAUAUGGUAAUGAAAUGUGUAUUUUUUAUUUUGAAGAUUAGUUUUUUUUAAGAAGAAAGAAAAUCUUCUGCCAAACCCUCAUAGCUCAGGGGCUUUGGAUAGGAGUUGUUUCUCAGUUUUAAUUUGGUUUCCUUAAUUAUUCACAUAUUCAUGUCUACCUCCCCCGUUAAGUUACCCUAGGUUAGGAUAUAGACAGACACAACACUCAGUAUUAAAAGCAGGAUCUAAAUCUGGAUGCUCAUUUCCUUUCUGAACAGGAACUUGAGUCCAGUCUGCCCUUUUCCUUAGAAUGAUAUACUGCUGGAAUAUUUAUAAAUCAGAAUUAACAGAGCUGUGGGGGGUGCAAAAUAGACAUUGAAUUUGUCAACUAUUUCUUGUGAGCCUACUUCUGAGUAUUAUCCCCAAAUACCUGCUAUCACUUUGCAGGUUAAGCUUUUGAAAAUAGGAAGAAAAAGAUGGAGGACUAUGAAAAGAUUCCCACACUGAGCCAUGGCCUGGUCAAGAGCCAUGAUUACAAGUCAUUUGGCAAACCCAGCACACCUUUCUCUGCUAAAGUAAUGCAGUCUCUACUGAGAACCCAGCACAAGAGCAGAGGAAGGCGUUCAUGAGGACUUCCCUUCCCCCUCAGUGUGGGACUGUUAUUUACUAUUAAAUUGUACCAAGAAUGGGAACAAUAUUUUCUAAAGAUUUGAUGUUUUAUACCCGAUAAAACAAGACUUGGCAACUUGGACACUUGAUCUUCUUUCCUACUUUCUUCUUUUUAAAGUUAAGUUUUUAGGUCAUAAUGUUGACAUCAAAUGCUUAAGUGCCAGAAAGGCGUUUUCACGUUACCCCAACACAUUACAGUCUGUUUGGGGUGCCUUUCUGUCUUUGUGCCAUUUUUUUCCUGAGCUCCAGUUUUUAAAUUAUUUUUCCUGUUUUUUUUUUAAAAAAAAAAACAAAAAACAUUGACUUUUGUUCUGACAUGGUACUGACUCUGCUAACUUCUCUUUCAUGUCAGCUCCCCCCUCGGGAUUCUGGCCCCUUUCUGAAAGGUGACUGAUCCUAGUCUAGUCCUCAUGGUGAAGGUGCUAUGCCCUCUCACUUCCCCUUCUCUACCCGCUGACCCAUCUCUAUUGAACAGACGUCUUCUGUCUGAUGCCCACGUACUCUUGGAUUUAUUUUUCUAGAAAGUUUUCUAAAACUGACUUGCUCUAGGGUGCUCAGUCCCCAUUUCCAUCACAUUGUAACUGUGUGCUGUAAGUAUCGUUCUCUCCCAGAAACUCACUGUAAAAUAAGGGCUAGCUUUGAGUAUGGCUGUUAUUGCUCCUCCAUGACAAAACAUGGGUUGGACUAAGCAGCAGCCCCUUGGAGCGACUGGACUCUGGUUCAGUUUUAGGUCUCAAACACGGGCUAAAAUCUGUUACCCCAGUUCAUUCCAGGUAAAGAUGAGACUCAGACGUCACUGGUCAUUCGCUGUAUUCAGCUUAUUCUUAAUUGUCAACGAGGCCCUCAAGUCUCACCACUCAGCAUCAUACCUGCGAUUUUGGAUGCUCGCAUGGGCUUCAUAUCUGCAUAGCAAGGAGGGAAGCCAUCUUUCAGAAUGACCAAGUCAAGCAGCUAUAAGUACAAGGCAGCUUGAAACUUCUCAGAUCAAAGGGAAAAACUUGGGUAGUUUACACUUUCAAGCUGAAUUUAGUUAGAGGUUUCAGGAAGCUUAUUUCCAAUUUGGUCUUUAAUUCUAGAGAAGGUUAAUAAAACACUUAUAGCCUUAAACCAUUCAAGGGCUGCUAAAAAUACACAGAGAUGUCUUAGCCACAAAAUUGGAAUCAGGUAAAUAUUUUAACCUGUCAUUGUGUUGCAACUUUAAAAAACAAAAUGUUUACUUUGAAUGUGAUUUUCCUAAAAAACUGUAAAAAAAAAUGUGUAUAAUCUGUUAUGGGAAAUGUUUUUUUUCCCAAAUAAAUUUCCUCUUAUUAAUAGGAAUAAAAACACUUAAAUGAAUAGUAAGCAUAUCUGUUAAUA